AAGACUACUCUUCUUGCUCAAGACAAAACUACUGAUUGGAAACAAGAGGGAAACAACAAGGUCCAACCACACAUCCCCCUAAUAUUAUCCGAACACCUUCUCAAUAUUUUGUGGCUCUGCUUCCAUUUUUCCAACCCAUACACACCAAAACCCUACCCCCCAAUGCCAAAAUUCCCUUCACAAGCUUCAUAGCAAUACCUUUUUUUCCCAACUCAAAACCAUGAGCAAUGACUCAGUGGACAAGCUGGUCAUCUUCCUGGCAAAGAGGGAUGGCAUUGACAAGCUAGUCAAGACCUUCCAAUACCUCUCCAAGCUCUUCCACUGGCAUGCCGAGUCAACUCGACCCGGACUUGCCCAGCGCGCCAAGCAAUGGGAAGUGGCAUCCGGCCUCAGCCGGAAAGCCUUCCGGACCGGCCGGUUCCUCACCGGAUUCAAUGCCAUCCGGCGGAACCCGGGAUCCACGCCGACCUUCCGGUUUCUCUCCGUCCUUUCCAACGCAGGGGAGAUGGUCUACUUCUUCUUUGACCACUUUCUUUGGGUGUCGAGAAUUGGAGUCUUGGACCCACACUUGGCCAAGAAAAUGAGCUUCAUUUCGGCGUUUGGUGAGGCUUUUGGCUACAUAUUCUUCAUCAUCUCGGAUUUUAUUCUCAUCAGAGAGGGGAUUGAGGCAGAGAGAGAAAUUGUUGGUUCAACAGAAAAAUCAACAGAAGGAGACGAUAAAAUUGGGAAAAUAAGAGGAGAGAGAGUCAUGAGGUUGAUGGCAGUGGCUGCAAAUUUAGCAGAUUUGGUGAUUGCAGUGGCAGAUAUUGAACCAAACCCAUUUUGUAACCAUGCUGUGACUCUUGGAAUAAGUGGUUUGGUCUCUGCAUGGGCUGGUUGGUAUAGGAAUUGGCCUUCAUGAAGAAAAUCCGACGGAUCGAAAUGGAAAAGGAAAUUUCACAAAAAUUAAUAAUCUCUGUUUUGUCUACCAGAUCAAGAAGUAAAUGGAUGUUGUUUUGAUA
Messenger RNA from Rhododendron vialii, 1001 nucleotides. RefSeq names its product peroxisomal membrane protein 11B. Bases 221 to 901 code for a protein of 226 amino acids. The record is from RefSeq and is a predicted model, not a curated record. The transcript has a single exon. Gene Ontology annotation, cellular component: peroxisomal membrane. Gene Ontology annotation, biological process: peroxisome fission; regulation of peroxisome size. Lineage: Eukaryota; Viridiplantae; Streptophyta; Magnoliopsida; Ericales; Ericaceae.